Messenger RNA from Racocetra persica, 172 nucleotides. The record is from the annotation of a GenBank genome assembly. NCBI's taxonomy places the organism in Eukaryota, Fungi, Glomeromycota, Glomeromycetes, Diversisporales, Gigasporaceae.
AAAAAAGUACAGCAGAACAAGAAACAAUUAAUAUUUUUAGACAACAAAUUGAAGAUUUGAUUAAAGAAAAUGAUGAAUUAAAAUUAAAAAAUAAAGAAUUAACUGAAACUGGAGAACAAAUUGAGAAUUUAAUUCAAGAAUAUAAUAAAUUAAAAACAAAAAAACUAAAGCU